This is a messenger RNA of Doryrhamphus excisus (bluestripe pipefish), 1122 nucleotides long. It is a transcript of the gene reep6, whose product is annotated as receptor accessory protein 6. The record is from RefSeq and is a predicted model, not a curated record. NCBI's taxonomy places the organism in Eukaryota, Metazoa, Chordata, Actinopteri, Syngnathiformes, Syngnathidae.
GCAGGUGGAUGUGGAGGAUUUAUUUUCCUCCUCAGUCCCUUCCCUGCUCUUCCUCUUGUCAGCCACUCUUGUCUGAUUGAGGACAUGGGCCUGCUCAAUUUCCUCUCCUCACUCAAAGACCGAGCCGAAAAGUUCCUCAACGAGAAGAACAUCAUCACAGACCUCCUGGGGAAGCUGGAGGAGAAGACUGGCAUCAAAAAGAAGAUCCUCGCUGCCGGUGCUGUGUCAGUGACCGGACUCUACCUGGUCUACGGCUAUGGCGCCUCCCUAGUCUGCAACCUGAUUGGCUUCGUGUACCCAGCAUAUUUCUCAGUCAAAGCUAUAGAGAGUGCCAACAAAGAAGACGACACAAAAUGGCUGACCUACUGGGUGGUGUAUGGCGUUUUCAGCCUGGGCGAGUUUUUCUCAGACAUCUUCCUCUACUGGUUCCCUUUCUACUAUGCCUUCAAGUGUCUCUUCCUGUUGUGGUGCAUGGCGCCCAUCACCUGGAACGGAUCCCAGAUUAUCUACAAUCGCGUGGUACGGCCCGUCUUCCUGCGCCACGAAGCCACCGUGGACAACAUGGUCAGCGACCUGAGUGGCAAGGCCAUGAGCGCCGCAGAGAACCUCACCAGAGAAGUUCUGUCCACGCUGGUGAAGAAUAAAGCUCUGGUCAGUCAGGCGGCUGCUCCUGACACUAAAAGUUUGCCGAGUACGUCUGUAGAAAGUUCUACUGGAAGAAGAAUUCCAUCACAGUCCAGUGAAGAGAGACAGCCUUUCCUGGGCUAACCGACAAGCUUGUCAACUGGUCUGCUUGGAGGAGGAGGGGCUGUCUGACUUUGUGCAAACAAAGUUAUGCAAACUUUCAAAUGGCAUAUGUAAUAAUACCUGGAUGAACCACGUGAUAACAUUUUCAUAACACUUUUAAAAAGCAUUUGAAUGACUACAACAUAAUAUAAUCAUGAUAUGACUCUUUUGUUACUGCAAUAAUAUUCACUGUAUAACAGUGUAAUAAAAAUACUGCACUGUUUCAUACCUGAUUACUUUUUUAAUGUUUUGUUUUGAUUUUCUUGUUUGAGUAAAAGUGAAAAUGAUUAUGCUUGUUUUAAUUGUUGUGAUAAUAAUAAAGCCACUUGUCCUCAA